AUGACCACUACUGGUACCGUUCGUGCACCGAUCAUAUUCUCACGGUCAUUGGGCUUCCAAAGCUCCCAUGUAAAUACACACCUUCAACGGAACUUCCAAAGAGGCCUCGUUCCUUCCAAGACAAGUAUACGGCCUCUACAUUCCUCAUCGCACGCAGAUCCGCCUCGAGCCGCUUCAGCAAUUCCUCACAUCUCGUUACACAUAUCUGCUUCAUCAAGCGGAAAGGGUAACAAAUAUCGUCCGCAGGCGAGCACCUUUGAUUUUCAUCCCAGCAAUGUCGGCGGGCUAGGCUUUCAACGCGGUUCCACGUUACAGGAGAAGAGAUCUCACAGACCAGACAGUGGACAAGAUGCAUACUUUGCUUCACGGGUUGGAAAGGACUCGAAUGUGACCGCAUUCGCCAUUGCGGAUGGGGUCGGAGGCUGGACCGAACAUGGAGUUGAUCCUGCCGACUUUUCUCAUGGUAUUUGUGGUUAUAUGGCGGAAACGGCACUGGAGUGGCCGUUAGACGAGCGACUCGGUCCGCAGCAAUUACUAGAAAUCGGCUAUCAGAAGGCCAUCGCGGAUCCCACCAUUCGAGCAGGCGGCACCACUGCUUGUGUUGCGGUUACAGACGGCGACGGUCGAAUGCGUAUAGCGAAUUUGGGUGACUCGGGCUUCUUACUACUCAGGCUUGGGGCAGUUCAUCAUUACUCCAAUCCCCAGACCCAUGCAUUCAAUACACCUUAUCAAUUGAGCAUCACCCCUCCAGAAAUCUUAGCCCGAGCCAUGGUAUUCGGCGGCCUCCCCCUCAAUGACAAAUCUGAUCGGGCAGAUCUGGCCGAACACAUGCUUCGACACGGCGACGUGCUAGUACUUGCAACAGAUGGCGUCUGGGACAACCUGAGCUCAUCUGACGUUCUAACCGUUGUCUCAAACCAAAUGCGAGCAACCGGUGCGUGGCUUCGGAAUCGCGAUCAGGGGCUAUCGGUUUCUCCGGUGCUACCGGAAUUAGUAGACAAGUCGCUGGGUCCUCAAAAGCACAAAUUGCCAGGAACAUUGCAGAGUGUCGUUGCUGCGGCCAUCACUGGUGAAGCAAAAGCGGCUAGUAUGAACAAAAAGCGCGAUGGACCCUUCGCGAAGGAGGUCCAGCAGGCUUUCCCGUUUGAUCCUUGGCACGGUGGAAAAGUGGACGAUAUCACUGUGAUGGUUGUCAUUCCUAUCGAUGAGAGCAAGGCAGGUGAGAAGACAUCUCAGCUGAAGGCCAAGCUGUGA
Messenger RNA from Exophiala bonariae, 1254 nucleotides. RefSeq lists its product as uncharacterized. The transcript is spliced from 2 exons. Bases 1 to 1254 code for a protein of 417 amino acids. Lineage: Eukaryota; Fungi; Ascomycota; Eurotiomycetes; Chaetothyriales; Herpotrichiellaceae. Gene Ontology annotation, biological process: protein dephosphorylation. The record is from RefSeq and is a predicted model, not a curated record. Gene Ontology annotation, molecular function: protein serine/threonine phosphatase activity.